Messenger RNA from Ctenocephalides felis (cat flea), 953 nucleotides. RefSeq names its product corepressor interacting with RBPJ 1-like. The record is from RefSeq and is a predicted model, not a curated record. Gene Ontology annotation, cellular component: nucleus. Gene Ontology annotation, molecular function: transcription corepressor activity. Gene Ontology annotation, biological process: negative regulation of DNA-templated transcription. Lineage: Eukaryota; Metazoa; Arthropoda; Insecta; Siphonaptera; Pulicidae.
UAUAUUUCAUUCAAAAUGGGUAAAGGAUUUAAUAAUUAUAAACAAAAGUUCUUUCAUCCAGCAUCUCGAGAUAAUUUAAAAAGGGUAUGGAUGGCAGAACAGAAGUCAGAAGCAUAAAAGAAGCAAGAAGAAUUACGAAUGCAAUAUGAAAAAGAGCAGGAUUUAUAUGAUAACAAGGCUAUGCUAAGUAAAGAUAGUAAAGAUAAGUUAUCCGUUAACUUUAUGUAUGAGCCUCCACCAGGAACUAGAAAAGAGACAACAAAUGACCCAAUUGGAACUGAAGAAGUACGUUUUGAAUGGCAACGAAAAUAUCAGGCGCCUCGUGAAAGUUAUUGCAAAGGUGAUGUGCAAGUUAGAGAUCAGCCUUUUGGCAUUCAAGUUCGAAAUGUUCGAUGUAUUAAGUGCCACAAAUGGGGACAUAUCAACACAGAUAAGGAAUGUUCAAUGUAUGCUCUCAGCAUGUCAGAAGCAAGGGAAAUACAUUCCAAGAAUUUGAUUAAUGAAUCUACAUCUGUUAGAGAUAAUUUGUCAUUAGAGCAGCAAAUGCUUUCUGAUGGUCUGGCAUUGAAAAAAAUUGCAACAAAAACAUCACAUCAUGACCUUAUUGAAGAAACCCCUUCAGUAUCUCAUGAAUCUAAUGACCACACAGAAAAAGAAUUUAUAAAAGGAUUAACAACUAAGCAAAAGAAGGACUUGUUGAAGCGAUUAGAAAAGUUAGAGAAACGCAGUUUGAAAAAGUCAAAAAAGUCAAAAAGUAAACGAAAAAUAUCUGAAAGUAGUUCAUCAGAUUCUUCAAGUUCCGAUGAAGACAAAAAGCAUAAACAUAAAAAGCACAGAAAGCGGGAUGAUGACAGAAAACACAAACAUAAGUCAAAAAAGAGUCACAAAUAAUGUGUUGUAAGUGAUUUGAAAAAGAUUAAACUUUUAAUUAUUUUCAUUAAGAUUAAAUAAAA